Molecule: messenger RNA, 474 nt
Organism: Styela clava
Lineage: Eukaryota; Metazoa; Chordata; Ascidiacea; Stolidobranchia; Styelidae
Product: large ribosomal subunit protein bL20-like
Biological process (GO): translation
Cellular component (GO): ribosome
Molecular function (GO): rRNA binding; structural constituent of ribosome
Source: RefSeq, a predicted model, not a curated record
AUGUUUUUGACAUGCAUUCAAAUGCUUCGACAGCCUCGGACCUACCCAUUAUCUCGAUGGUAUAAACAUGAAAAAUUGAAGGAACAAGCGAAGCAUUAUUUUUACAAGUCAUUGCGUGUUCGAACUGGAUUAAUGUCAAUCUUACUAAGAAAAUCAUUGAAAAAGCAGUAUUUUGCCCGCCGAAAUAAAGAUACAGUUGCUGGAAUAUUGCGAAAUAAUAGACUUGCAGCGGCUACUUCUGAGCAUAAUGUGACUCCACACAUGUUCAAAUCAGGACUUGGUCAUUGUAAAAUUAUUCUAUCAAAUAAAAUACUAACGAAUCUUGCAAUUUAUGAACCGAGAACAUUCAAAGGACUGAUUGAAACAGCUCAACGAGCAAAUAUUGAGAAAUUACGAGAAAGGCAUGAGGAGCUGCCUGAUAGGCGUUUGACUGCACACAGACCAAGGCCGAAACUCACUACUGGAAUACAUUAA